CACCCAAAGUUCUCAUCUAUCGGUGCUCUCCUAUCCAAAAUCAUGCCUUGCGUUUCUCAGUAGCUCCGUGUCCAUUUGAAGAGAGACUGAAUCAUACGGAAACGCUUCUUAAAGUCUUCUUCGAUCGAGUGCCUAUAAAGAAAACGAAGGCCGCUUCUGUUUAUUUUUGCUUUCUUUUUCUUAGUUUCUGUUUCACGUUUAGGUUUCCCUGCUCGGUUUCUUUAUAUAUUAUUAAGGUCUUUGAAUCUGUGAUAGUUUCUUGUUUUUUCUGCUUGAAGUUUCAAUUUUGAGUCAUAAAAUUUGUUUUUUUUACACUGAUUUAAUGUUUCUGGGAUGCUUCAUGUUUUCAGGAUCAUAUUUAGUUACUGGUAUUCAAUAUUAGCUUCCGGCUUUACCCACUCAAUUUCUUUGCUUCUGGUUCAUUUUUUGUUGCUGGUUUUCUAUUAGCUUCUUGUUUUCCCUGCUCAAUUUCUUGAUCAUCUGGCAAGCAGGUUGAUCCUUUGUUACGGGUAUUAUAUGUUAGCUUCUGAAUUUUAGUGAAAGAUUACAUUUUGAAGUGCUAAUAAUGACAAUUGCAAGUGUAUCUCCGGAGGGGAGGAGCAAGGGAAAGGGUAAGGAUGUUCUUGAAGAGAAUGCUCCCUUGUUGCCAAGCUCGCUGAAAGGGGAUGGAGAGUUUGAUGAAUUCAAUGGAGCUUCAUUUCCUGGUGCUGUGUUUAAUCUUUCGACUUCGAUUGUGGGAGCUGGAAUCAUGUCACUUCCAGCCACCAUGAAAGUGUUGGGUUUGGUACCUGGGAUGGUUAUGAUCGUCUUGUUUGCUUUCCUAGCUGAGGCUUCAAUAGAGUUGCUGAUCAGGUUCAGUCGAGUUGGGAAAUCAGUCUCUUAUGGUGGGGUUAUGGGUGAUUCUUUUGGGAACGUUGGGAGGAUGCUGCUUCAGAUUUGUGUGGUUGUAAAUAAUGUUGGUGUGAUGAUUGUCUAUAUGAUUAUAAUCGGUGAUGUGCUUUCGGGUACUUCUUCCAGUGGUGUUCAUCAUUCAGGCGUCUUGGAAGGUUGGUUUGGGGAGCAUUGGUGGACUGGGCGUUUCUUUGUUCUUCUUGUAACAACUCUUGUAGUAUUUGCUCCUUUAGCAAGCUUCAAGCGUGUAGAUUCUUUGAGUUACACGUCAGCAUUAUCUGUUGCUCUUGCUGUAGUUUUUGUUGUGAUUACAGCUGGGAUUGCCAUUGUCAAAUUGCUAAAUGGAAGCAUACCAAUGCCAAAAUUGUUUCCUGUGAUACCGAAUCUGGAAUCUAUUUGGAACCUCUUCACCGCUGUUCCGGUUCUUGUAACAGCUUUUAUUUGCCAUUUCAAUGUUCAUAGCAUAGACAAUGAACUAGAAGACUCUUCCCACAUAAAACCUAUUGUGAGGACAUCACUGGCACUCUGCUCUACUGUUUACAUAGCUACAAGCUUCUUUGGUUAUCUUCUCUUUGGUGAAUCAACCCUUCAUGACGUGCUUGCCAACUUCGAUACCAACCUCGGCAUACCUUAUAGUGCUGUUUUUAAUGAUGUCGUUCGUGUCAGCUAUGCUGUACACCUCAUGCUUGUAUUUCCUAUGAUAUUCCAUGCUUUGAGGCUAAACUUGGAUGGUCUCCUCUUUCCCAAUGCAAGGCCAUUAUCUACUGAUAAUUGCAGAUUCACAGUGAUUUCAGUAGCACUACUCUCUGUCAUAUUUUUAGCUGCAAACUUCAUUCCAAGCAUCUGGGAUGCCUUCCAAUUCACUGGCGCUACUGCUGCAGUUUGCAUUGGAUUCAUCUUUCCGGCUGCUAUGACAAUUAGGGAUCCCCAUGGCAUCGCAACAUUGAGGGACAAGCUUCUAUCUGUUAUAAUGAUUGUGCUUGCUGUGCUAUCAAAUGGAAUUGCCAUUUACAGUGAUGCUUAUUCUCUCUUCAACACUGCCAAGGCCUAAAUUCAAGGUUGAUCUCUUCUGUCCUCCUUUGGUUCAAGUGAGCAGUUGUUAUGGUUAGUAUGAACGAAUAGGACUCCUGCUUUUGGCUUCCUUUGUUCAGAUUUGUGCAAUAAUAAACUAUCAAGUCUCAACAUUUUAGUUGGGGUUUAUUUUAUGGUUAUGUGUAUUUCAAUAUUGGAAGUGAUUAAGUGCUGCUGUAAGUAUUAGAUACUGUUUGUGUUUUUCCAAAUAAUGUUGAGAGGUUCGAGGAUGUUGUAGUAUUUUUUAUUAACAAGGAUAUUUGUUUGAUUUCACCAAA
Dendrobium catenatum is the source of this 2240-nucleotide messenger RNA. RefSeq names its product amino acid transporter AVT6A. Lineage: Eukaryota; Viridiplantae; Streptophyta; Magnoliopsida; Asparagales; Orchidaceae. Gene Ontology annotation, biological process: amino acid transmembrane transport. The coding region runs from base 566 to 1942 and encodes 458 amino acids. Gene Ontology annotation, molecular function: amino acid transmembrane transporter activity. The transcript is spliced from 7 exons. The record is from RefSeq and is a predicted model, not a curated record.